AUGGGAGACAUGGGAGAUCCACCAAAAAAAAAACGUCUGAUUUCCCUAUGUGUUGGUUGCGGCAAUCAAAUUCACGAUCAGUAUAUUCUGAGGGUUUCUCCGGAUUUGGAAUGGCAUGCGGCAUGUUUGAAAUGUGCGGAGUGUAAUCAGUAUUUGGACGAGAGCUGUACGUGCUUUGUUAGGGAUGGAAAAACCUACUGUAAAAGAGAUUAUAUCAGGUUGUACGGGAUCAAAUGCGCCAAGUGUAGCAUCGGCUUCAGCAAGAACGACUUCGUGAUGCGCGCCCGCUCCAAGGUGUACCACAUCGAGUGUUUCCGCUGCGUGGCCUGCAGCCGCCAGCUCAUCCCCGGGGACGAGUUCGCGCUGCGAGAGGACGGGCUUUUCUGCCGUGCGGACCACGACGUGGUGGAAAGGGCCAGCCUGGGGGCCGGCGACCCGCUCAGCCCUCUGCACCCGGCGCGGCCGCUGCAAAUGGCAGCCGAACCCAUCUCCGCCCGGCAACCGGCCCUGCGGCCCCACGUCCACAAGCAGCCGGAGAAGACCACCCGCGUGCGGACUGUGCUGAAUGAGAAGCAGCUGCACACCUUGCGGACCUGCUACGCCGCCAACCCCCGGCCUGAUGCGCUCAUGAAGGAGCAACUGGUAGAGAUGACGGGCCUCAGCCCCCGCGUGAUCCGGGUCUGGUUUCAAAACAAGAGGUGCAAGGACAAGAAGCGCAGCAUAAUGAUGAAGCAACUCCAGCAGCAACAGCCCAAUGACAAAACUAAUAUCCAGGGGAUGACAGGAACUCCCAUGGUGGCUGCCAGUCCAGAGAGACAUGACGGUGGCUUACAGGCUAACCCUGUGGAGGUGCAAAGUUACCAGCCGCCUUGGAAAGUACUGAGUGACUUCGCCUUGCAGAGUGACAUAGAUCAGCCUGCUUUUCAGCAACUGGUCAAUUUUUCAGAAGGAGGACCGGGCUCUAAUUCCACUGGCAGCGAAGUUGCGUCGAUGUCCUCUCAACUCCCAGAUACACCUAACAGCAUGGUAGCCAGUCCUAUUGAGGCAUGA
Messenger RNA from Cynocephalus volans (Philippine flying lemur), 1050 nucleotides. RefSeq names its product ISL LIM homeobox 1 (gene ISL1). Lineage: Eukaryota; Metazoa; Chordata; Mammalia; Dermoptera; Cynocephalidae. Gene Ontology annotation, molecular function: DNA-binding transcription factor activity, RNA polymerase II-specific; cis-regulatory region sequence-specific DNA binding. Bases 1 to 1050 code for a protein of 349 amino acids. Gene Ontology annotation, cellular component: nucleus. The transcript has 6 exons. Gene Ontology annotation, biological process: positive regulation of transcription by RNA polymerase II; axonogenesis; neuron fate specification. The record is from RefSeq and is a predicted model, not a curated record.